Molecule: messenger RNA, 405 nt
Organism: Suhomyces tanzawaensis NRRL Y-17324
Lineage: Eukaryota; Fungi; Ascomycota; Pichiomycetes; Serinales; Debaryomycetaceae
Exons: 1
Coding region: 1-405 (134 amino acids)
Cellular component (GO): cytoplasm; nucleus
Molecular function (GO): RNA binding; sequence-specific DNA binding
Source: RefSeq, a predicted model, not a curated record
AUGGUAUCCUCGGCACCCAAGUCCUCUGACCACGAUGUGGGGAUCAUAAUGACUCCUGAAGAGAUCCAGAAAGUGUUGGAGUUAGACACUUUUGACUACUCUGACUAUUUAAUCGCGUUAUUGCGCUUGACCGAAACGAUGGUCGAAUUUACCACCAACAGCAUCAUCCGUAUCUCUAUCUCGGAGGGUCUGAAGACCCCUGCAGGUAAAAUACCAUACUCUGUCAGCUUGCUCAAUCUGAAAUUGCUCACAAAGCUCCAGAAUGGGUUCCAAAUGUUGGACUUGAAAAAUGAUAAUGUCAGGAGAAAGUACGAUGGAUUGAAGUACAAUGUUAAGAAGGUGAAUGGGGUGGUCUAUGACUUGAGUUUGAGGAAGUUAAUAGUCAAGGACAUCGACGUGGUUUAG